Molecule: messenger RNA, 2605 nt
Organism: Magnolia sinica
Lineage: Eukaryota; Viridiplantae; Streptophyta; Magnoliopsida; Magnoliales; Magnoliaceae
Product: protein ENHANCED DISEASE RESISTANCE 2-like
Exons: 22
Coding region: 262-2472 (736 amino acids)
Molecular function (GO): lipid binding
Source: RefSeq, a predicted model, not a curated record
AAAAAAAAGAGAAAAAGAAGAACAGGGGGAGAGGGAGAGAGAGAGAGAGAGAGAGAGAGAGAGAGAGAGAGAUUUCUUCCUGGGGUUCAAAGGAUCAUCUCCAUCUCAUCUCAAUCUCACAUUUCUUUCAAUUUAUACAAACACACAUACAUAUAAAUGUCUUCUUGCUUUUAAUUGAAAAAAUCUCGGCUGAAAUUCAAAUUUCUAUGGAUUUUAGCCUCUGAUAGGGAGAGAGAUUGAGAAAAGGAGGAUAAAUAUCAGAUGGGUAUUUCACAAAAGGAUGGGAAAAUGGAAGGGUGGUUGUAUCUCAUCCGAUCCAAUCGGAUUGGACUGCAGUACUCGCAGAAGCGGUAUUUCGUCCUUGAAGAGAACUCCCUCGAUUGCUUCAGAUCAGCGCCAGCAUCAAAGAAUGAGGAUCCUAUAAGAAGUGCAGUAAUAGAUUCUUGCAUACGUGUCACAGACAAUGGGAGAGAGAGCAUUAACAGGAAGGUAUUCUUCAUUUUUACACUAUAUAAUGCUUCUAAUCACGAUGACCGACUUAAGUUGGGGGCUAGGAGUUCGGAAGAAGCAGCCAGAUGGAUCCGUUCCUUUAAUGAAGCUUCAUCAAAGGAAUGUUCAAACCAAGGAGAGAACAUUAUGGGUUGUUCCAAAAGGAAGUGGCAGUCAUUUAGGUUGAGCCAUAGCAAGCAAUCUGGUCGUAUGGACUCUGUAGAUAUGCUAGACUGGACUCUUUGCUCAUCUUCCCAUGCCUAUCCAACAACUUCUGAUGUGGUUGCACCUUCUCCUUGGACAAUAUUCGGUUGUCAAAAUGGCUUAAGGCUAUUUAAAGAGGCAAAAGAUGGGGAUUUCCACGGCAAGCACUGGGAUGACCAUCCAUCAACAAUGGCCGUAGGCGUGGUUGAUGCAGCUUCGGAGGACGUCUUCCAGGCAGUUAUGUCUCUUGGUCCGUCGAGAUCAGAAUGGGACUUCUGUUUUCAUCGGGGAAGUGUGGUUGAGCACCUAGAUGGUCAUACUGAUAUUAUUCAUAAGCAGCUAAAUAGUGAUUGGUUACCUUGGGGAAUGAAAAGAAGAGAUUUACUCUUGCGACGCUAUUGGAGAAGGGAAGAUGACGGAACAUAUGUUAUUCUAUACCAUUCUGUGUUUCACAAAAAAUGUCCACCUCAGAGUGGCUAUGUCCGGGCUUGCCUUAAAAGUGGCGGAUACGUAAUAUCACCCGUGAACCAAGGAAAACAAUCAGUUGUUAAACACAUGCUUGCGAUCGACUGGAAAUUUUGGAAGUCUUAUCUAUUUACUUCAUCUGCAAGAUCUAUUACAAUUCGAAUGCUAGGGAGAGUCGCAGCGUUGAGAGAAUUGUUCAGGGCCAAACUAGGAAACUGCCCAUGCUCCGAUUUCUCAUCGGGUGAAUUGAUGAAAGAGAUUGGGUUGCCACAAAGUGAAAAAGAGAACAUCAAAGUUGAAGUUCAAUCAUCAGCAGAAAAUGGGAUGAGUGAGGAUUUAACAGAAAGAGAGGAGGAAAAAUCACCGACCAAACCUUCUAGUCUGGGAGGAUCAUUCCUUCAACUCAGUGAUGCGGCUGACGAGUUUUUUGAUGUUCCAGAACAAGCAGAGUACGACGAACCAGAGACUUCGUGGUCUGAGGUGCAGGAUACACGACAAUCCAAACGAUCAACAGCUUCUGUUUUUGUGAAGAAAUUGCAUGACCUAGCAGUUCAAAAGAGGGGUUACAUGGAUUUACAAGAGGCAGCUAGGGAAGACAGCAUGUUAUGCAGCUACGGAUCCACCCUUCCAAAGGACCCAGGUUGUACGUUAGCUUGCAGUUGGACUAUCUCAGAUCCGUCCACGUUUCUUAUUCGAGGAGAUAAUUAUCUAGAAGACCAUCAGAAGAUCAAAGCAAAAGGUACCUUGAUGCAAAUGGUUGCUGCUGAUUGGCUAAAAUCUGAUAAGCGGGAAGAUGAUCUUGGUGGCCGUCCUGAGAGCAUUGUUCAGAAAUAUGCUGCGCAGGGUGGUAAUGAAUUUUUCUUCAUCAUUAACAUACAAGUCCCAGGUUCAACUACAUAUAAUCUUGCGCUAUACUAUAUGAUGAAUUCCCCCGUUGAAAGUGUUCCUCUACUGGAUAGUUUUGUCAAAGGAGAUGAUGCAUUUCGAAAUUCAAGGUUCAAGCUCAUACCAUACAUUUCUAAGGGAUCUUGGAUCGUAAAGCAGAGUGUAGGAAAGAAAGCAUGCCUGGUGGGUCAAGCACUGGAAAUGAAUUACUUCCGCGGAAAGAACUACUUGGAGCUCGGGAUUGACAUCGGCUCAUCAACAGUGGCAAGGGGUGUGGUCAGUCUCGUCCUUGGUUACCUAAAUAAUCUGGUGAUAGAAAUGGCAUUUCUAAUACAGGCUAACACUACAGAGGAGCUCCCCGAAUUCCUACUCGGGACUUGCCGUUUAAACCAUUUGGAUGCCACCAAAGCAGUUUUAGUGAAGCAAUGAUAGUGUAAUCUCAUAUCAUCAUUUCCUUCUUCUAAUCCCAAAAGCGGAAUGCCUGUGCAGUAUAUAAAAGCAAUGGCAGUUUGUACAUUUGAAAUUGCAUGUGAUUUGAGAACUCACCUCCACAAUUCUUUUA